This is a messenger RNA of Schistosoma bovis, 5028 nucleotides long. The record is from the annotation of a GenBank genome assembly. NCBI's taxonomy places the organism in Eukaryota, Metazoa, Platyhelminthes, Trematoda, Strigeidida, Schistosomatidae.
GUUGUUUGAGUUAUCGAGCACGGAGCUCACAUUUUCAAAAACGAUGUCGCGUGACGGAAAGACGGCAGUUCGGCUUAUGCGACCCGGUGUUGUUGUCUUAGUUUUGGCAGGACGUUACGCAGGCAGGAAAGCAAUCGUUAUUAAGAGCUAUGAUGAGGGUUCAGGAGAGAAACCUUAUGGGCACGCUUUGGUUGUCGGGAUCGACAGAUAUCCGCGACGCAUCCUCAGAAGAAUGGGGAAGAAACGGAUGGAAAGCCGUUGUAAAAUCAAGCCUUUCGUGAAAGUCGUGAAUUACAACCAUUUAAUGCCUACAAGGCAUUCAGUGAAUAUUGUUUUUGACACCAAGAUUAUCAAUAAGAAUUCAUUGGGGGACAAGUCAUUACGAAAGAAGGCUAAAUUAGAGGCUAAACUAAAACUACAGCAAAGGUACAAAUCAAAUGAAAAUCCUUGGUUUUUCCACAAACUACGUUUCUAAUGAAAGGAUUAUUAUGAGAAUAAUAAAAAUGGGGUAAUCACACAAUUGUUUUGGUACACUGACUUCUAACUUGGGCUGUUUAUUGGGCAGUUUCAUCAAUGCACGACUUUAGCAUUACACGGAUUUUGCCACGAUUCUGAUGGAUGCAGUGUGACUUGAUUUACAUGUAAUAUUCGCUAAUUGUACCCGAGCCAAAUAAUCUUUAGUCUUAGCAAUAUGUCGAUGAGACUUUGAUUUUAGUCAUCAUUAGUACAUUACACUUCGUGUCAGUUGAUCUCGACAAUACAUAGUUUCGUUCAGUGUGUAGUAUGUGCUGUUAGUUUUGAUAUUGUUGAGGUUAAUGUUCCCUACAUAAAGGGGACCGUCAUUCUAUGUGACUACUUAAUAAAACUGUUCUACUGCCUAGAAAUGUAAAUAAUUAUAAACAAUGGUUGUUUGUCGCCGUUUAUGACUGACGUCCGGAAAGUUAUGACAUCUUCCUAGUUUAUAAUUUUAGCCUUAGAUUCCUGACUUUAAGCGUAUAAACUCCUGAUUUCACGUUUAUCCCCAAACAUUUUCUGCCUUGUGCAUUAGAUCUUUAGGUUGAAGUCUGUGUGGUACCCUAGGAAAACCACCUGCUUCGGUCUGGGCACAUGGGCAGUAUCACAGCUCGCACACAAAACUAGUGUGUAGCAUAUGUAUUCGGCAUUCCUUUGUACUGGUAUGUGUGUUUAGGCAAAUAAUGUUCUGGAUAAACAAUCGGAUAUUACCAGUCCCGUCAGGAAGUAUCACGUAUUAUUUUUUCUCAAUAUAAACAUAGUGCUCCAUUUCCAAUCUUUGUUCAAAAAAUUUAUUUGAUUAUCCCAUUGGUUAACGGACAUUGUCGCGUCUAAGACGUCCGGUCAUAUAUUACACAGUUAUAGUUGAAUUCAUUUGCUGAAAUUUCGACCUGGUAUGUCAAUAUAAACGCAUUUAAGUAUUCGUUGACUAUAUUGACAUAAUCUUAAACUUACUUUUCCGGCCGUUAGCGUUUCUAAAUAAAUAUGUUCAUAGUGUGAUGUGAGGCGCUGCAACAAAAUUUACAUGCGUUCCAACUAGCUUGUAUAUUUUACUUAGUAUCUAAUGAAGGCCACUUCCUCCAAGUUUAGUAUAUUUGACAAUAUUUAUCAGGAAUGUCAUUAAAUAUUUCGCACUCCGUAGUAGUGUCGUGGUAUUUAUACUUGAAUUCAUUUUCCUUUAGUUUCUUGGGCUAGUCUUCAUUAUACGCUAGUUCUAUUAAAUUAUAAGCACUUCUGGUGUCUAGUCUCGGUGCUUUCAAUCCAGGUUAUACAGAGACAGGAAUUAUGGGUAACAUCAAAAGGUAAAGAUGUAUACAGAUAUACACGUCUUCAUUUGAGUCACGUUAAUGUUUGCGCUUCUUGAUUGUGGUCCUUAAGGAAUUGUGAUUUGAUGCUUCACCACCCUUCAAGUCCUGUCUUGUGGUCUCAUGUUUUUUGUUACUACUCAAUAAGACAUAGGUGGUGGUGUUGUCGUGAUCUUCAUAGCCAAUUUAAUGUACCAUUGAACUGGAUGAUUGUUUCUACGUGACUUAAUGGUAUAAUACCUCUUGUUUUUACCUAGUUUUUAUAGACUUCAAACUGCUUCAGGCGUUAAAUAGGUCUAUAAUUACUCACUGAAUUUACUGUCACCUAAUCAAAUUUGCUAAGUUUCUUCCACAUGUAGGCGAGAAUGCCAUGGGCGAUACUCUAAAUGAGGUUUGUAAAUUAUUCCUUCAGUUCAGACUGUAUAGUGUUCUUUGGAUGUCAGGGUACUUAGUUGUAUCAUACAUCGUCUAACCAAUUGAAGACUUGCUGGUUAUGUGCUGUUAUAUUCUCGAUUAUCGUUAAAAAUAACCUACAAUUAAACACCAGAGGUACAAUUUCAGCUUGCUCAAAGUAUAGUUGAUUCGACUUUGUGGGGAUAUAUUUCAUUUGGACAUGGAUUUUCGUAUACAUGAAUUAGCAUAAUUUAUUUAUACUUCAUCAGUCAGUCAGUUACAACGUACGACUAGGCACAUAUAUGCAUCGGUCCAAGUUGCCAUACCGCGUUAGCACAGCAAGAUGAACAUCGGAUACUUUGUCGUAUAACUAGCGAAGAUAUUUUUCAGAACGUUCUUGAGCACAAAUAGCACGUAUCCCGCAGUCUGAUACUUGAAGAUGUUCAGUUUUUUCAUUCGACCGAACUAUGAAUCUUAUUGUGCAGAUUUCUGUUUUGAUUUGUAGUUUAAGUUUUGCUUACAAAACAAACGCAUGAGUACUGUCUAUGAACGCUUUACGAAAUUAUUCUAUAUUCGCAACGUGGGACGUUAUUUGUCUGGGUUUUUAUUAUAGCAUAGUUCUUCAGUCAUGUACUCUACUAUUGAACUAACUCCCAGCACUUCUAGGUCGAUAUCACGAGUUUGUUGAGUAAAUUUCUUAUGUGCUGGCUACGAAGUUUUGUUUUUUGCAAUUUUAGCAGAUGAAUAAAUUGUUCAUCAUAGAAUCGUACAUUAUUUGAAAGAAAACGUCCUAGUAGUGAUAGCUAAGCUGUUUUACGUGGCAUUUGUAAAUAAUUGGGACGUUACCUCAAUAAUAUUGCAGACUUUAAUAACGCCUGUCUUAAAUGAAAAUAUACCACGGGAACAUACAGUUAUAUAGAUACAUUUACGUAAAGUUAAAGGUUAUGUAUCCCCUCAUAUUAAUAAGAUCUGCAAGUUUACUUUUCAAUCCCACUGGCUUUCAGUCUGUUAGCAGUACUGGAUGUAAGUUGAAUACGGCACGUUAACUAGACCAAUCGCAAACUCAUGGAACAUUGAGAAAAAAGUUGGAGCAAACAUGAGAAUGUUCUGAAUAUCUGUUUAUUUAAAUUGUCAACCUGGUGACAGUUGAGCUAUAGUGGAUGGUUAUGUGCGAAGUAGAAGCUUUCGCUUGACUAGUUUUCGUGUCUGACAGAACUGAAUCACCGAUUCCUCCAGGUACCUAGAAAGAAGUACCAGUAAAUUAUUAUGAAAUAGUCCCAAGUUCAUGAAUAUAUAUCAUGUUUCCCCUUGUAGGACAACGGGGAUUUUCCUGGAACUGCCUAGGUCAGUAGCAAAUUUCAGAAAGUGACCGCUCGCAUUGUGUGGAAAUUAUACCUACAUCCCAGCUCACUUGUUAUUCGCCCUAAGGUUUGUGUUGCGACUGAACCUAAUUAGUUACUUAUGAGGAUGUUUUGGGUGCUGUAGGUCGCUUAUAUUUUGAUGACUAAAGACAGCGAUCUACGGCCUACUACGCAAGACUGGAAUUCGAGUCUGUGGACUGAUUUCAUUCCACACGUUUAUAUAAGAUCUUGAGUAUUUCAUCUUUUUUAAGUAAAAAAAGGGAAACACUAUAUUACAAUACUCUAAAUGUAUUUUUAUUUAUUUGAACACAUAUAUUGGUACAGGAGUGCGCCAAACAUAUAUGCGCCACACAAUUUCAGUUCACUAAUUGCGUGUGGGCUGCGUUACUGCCCGGGUGCCCAGACCGAAGCAGGUGAUUCCCCUAGGGGGCCACACCCCGAGCCUUUGACCUAAAGGUCUAACCCACAAGGCAGUGGAGCAUCGUAAGGAGAUGCAGUCCCAUGGUAGCCGGUGACCGAAAAUUGGUUCAUACGCCAUUUGUUCCCGCAGGAUACUGGUGCCCAUGUGCACCAUUGGUUUGGAAUCCGGUUAAAGCACCGGACAUUUGCUUUUCGUCCUCUCAUUUUCGUAAACAACACCCCCGCCACGAGAAGGCAGUGAGUAGGACUUCCCUGGCAGAGGCUGUAUACGCGCGUCCGUGUGAGAGUAUUUCGAGAGGAAGGGCGAACCCACCCCACUCUCGGCCAUACCAGGGCGUUUGGGGGCGAGUAAAACAUAGGAAUCAAGUGGUUUUACUGUCCAACUAGAAAAGAAAAGUAGGGUCAUUGUUAUUUCAAUUUUCUAAGUCGAACCAUAUCCUCUUAAAGUGUUGGUUCAUCAACUUAGUCUCAAACUUCCCUCUAAACUAAACAUCGUCAAUGAAGAAUAGUAGCUUAGAUAACACUUGUUGGGAAAGAUCUCAUACUGUUAUUUUGUCUUACAUUGUCCCUACAUGUCCCUUUUCUACUCUUUUGUAUGUUGUUUUAUACUACUUAUUUACAUUCAGUAGGCAGCUGUAUGCCCAACAAUUUUCACACUUAUGUUGUAACAAGUUGUACUGUAACAUUCUGGAAUGUUCACCUAUAUCUUUAACGUUUAUUUUACUUAUAAUUGUAUUUAUCAUUAUAAUUACUGUAACGAUUAUCCACAGUUUUGUGCAUUUGUUUGAAUGCAACAGUUUCCAUAUUGUUUGCUCUUGGUUCGAGUUUCGGUUGUUCAUAAACUGUUACCAAAUUUAGACACAGCUAUCGGCUGUCUUUGGACUAUCGUAUGUUGUAAUCAUUCUUUAUAUUACUCUUACAGAAAGCCUUUGCUAUUUUCAUUCUUGAACGACGCGUUUAAACGCCUAGACACCUCACAAGUUGAGGUUUGUAACUAAAUUUUGUGUAUUAUUUAAUAAAGAACCGCCUUUGUAGAC